This is a messenger RNA of Pipistrellus kuhlii (Kuhl's pipistrelle), 5076 nucleotides long. RefSeq lists its product as uncharacterized. The record is from RefSeq and is a predicted model, not a curated record. Lineage: Eukaryota; Metazoa; Chordata; Mammalia; Chiroptera; Vespertilionidae. The transcript has 4 exons. The coding region runs from base 3131 to 4237 and encodes 368 amino acids.
CCGACCCCUCCGUCCUCUCAGCAGCCCCUGCCUAGUGACCUCUGACCUAUCCCAUUGUAACUUCACCACCUGUGCUCCAGAUCUUUCUUAUUCCUAAACCCCAUAGCAGCCCCACCCCAGCCCCGCUCCUGCUUCCAAAACAAACAAAGAGAUGCUGCUGAUGCCCACCGGUCCCUCCUCGCACGCCCUGGUUCGCUCUCCUGGUUAGCCAUCCCUGCCCGCCUCCCAGCUCCUGGGCCUGGCUCAGCUCCUUCUGCCCCUCUUCUGGAACAAGCAUUUGCUUCCUCCGUGGCUCCUGCCUCUGACCUGUGCUGCUCCAGGCCACUGCCCACAGGGGCCUGAGAUAUCCUUGACCCUGAUCCAUCCUGGCCCUUCGGUUAUCUCCUGUGUUUCUAUUUCCACAGCAUGCUUCCUGAACUUCGCUGAGCUCCAGGCCAGCCCCGGACCACCUGUUCCUUUAUUUACUUAGCUUCUUCUUUAAAGCGACACUCUUUCCUUGCUUGAAAAACAAACAAACAAACAAAAAAUUGCUGUCCCCAUCAGGAAAGAAAAGCGGGGCCCAGCGGACUUACUAGCUUUCCCCAGGGCCUGCCCACCCCUUCUUGCUUCACCUGAGAUCCCUGGUUUUUAGAUGAGCGGAUGGCUGCCCGGAAUCCAGGCUGCUUCCUAACCUCCCUUGCAGCCGGGCGUGGCCACUUGAGAAGAAGUGCCUUCCUAGAAGUGUCCUUCACGGGAGGGAGAUGGGCACUUCAGCAUCUCCUGCCUUCCUUUGGCUGGAACGCUGGCAGGUAUCUUGGACCACGAGGCGUAAAGCAACCAGGCAGAAGGAGCCUCGAUGGCAGAGCCUCUCCCAGCCUGGGAAGGCUUACCUCAGGACCGUAUUCGCGUGACAGAAAUACUCCCUCAUUGAAGUCGCUGUGGUUUCGGGAUUUCAGACCCUUACCACCAACCUACUACGAACGGAAACCACGUAUUACGCGGGAGUCCGUAGACGAUGACGGAAACAAUGAAUGCAGUGAAAAAUUGUAUUUGGAAGCCAUUGAUAGAUUCCGCUGCCCCUCACGGCUCUGCACCAGAGGGCUGCUCUUGUUGUCUUUCAAACAAACAGAGAACAUUAGUCAUCGUUAGCCUGAAUCUCGGUUUGCUCAGGAUUGAUGGGUAAUUGACAGAGGAACCGCUUUCUCACCAUGUGACUCAGGGCCGUUUGGUGCCAAGGCCCCUACCUCACCGCUACCUGCAGUGAUGGGGCGGUGCACACCCGGCCUGGAGCCGCCUCCAUCCCUGUCCCCGAGGCCCCUGCGCUCAGCCACGGAGAGCGGCCCAAGUGGAUCCUGUUCUGUGCGUGAGGCAGGCGGCGGGGAGGACGGGCAGGUGGGAGCAGGUGGAUAUCCAGCUGAGGCUUUGAGCAUGGGUCUGGCUUGUUUUUGUGGGCAUACUGUUUUCACCCCAACCGGCAGCAUCAGCUUUCUCCUCUUGUCCGGGCCUCCUGCCUUCCAAGUCCAAAAAGAUGACACCUGCCCUUUUCCUCGGCCUGGCUUGUCACCGCCGCCUCCCCAGCUGGAUUUCAGGCCAUGAUGCCAACUCCAGCUUCACCGUGUUUUCUGACACAACCCUCCUCUCUGUCCCCAGGACAUGCCAUGCCUUUUCUGCCCCCGAGCCUUUGUCUAUACCUCCCACCGUUCAGCCCAGGCCUGCUCUCUGCACCCCACUCCUCCUCCUUGGUGGAGAGGGCUGGUCUGCAGUGAGAGAAACCUGCUGGCUGACGUGGCUGACGACGGGCAGCAGGACAGGUAGAUGUCCCUCUUCUGAGCCAUCUGGAAGUGAGUCACAGACACGAGGACGCUUCGUCCCCGAGGCCGCCACCACCGCCCUCCGUCACAAGACCAGUGUCACUCGCAAAGCCAGCGGGAGCGCCAGUGCUGCUGGCCUGCAUUCAGGUUCCAGGAACGCCGCCUAUCGCUGGGCCCCGCUCGUUUUGAAAGUCCCAUCAAGCUUGCAGAGUGGCAUUUGGUUACGUCUGCUUGUCUCCAUGGCAGUUCAGGGCGGUGAGUCACUGGGUGGCAGGUGAGGGACAGGGAGGGGUCUGGGUGACGGGCGGGCUCUGGCCUGUACGGCCAGCGGUGCAUCCCCGAGCUGGGGGCUCCCGGAGUGGGUACGGAGCUCGGAGAGGAGUUACCUGGCGGGCAGGUGGGGAUCAGGUGUGAGCUUCCGGAGACAGGCGUGAUGGGAUGCAGGCAGGGGGCUGGGUGAGUGUCCUGGGGCGGCCAUGACAAAUGACUGCACACUGGCUGCCUUAAAACAACAGAAGUUAUGCUCUCAGAGCCCUGGAGACCGGAAGUCCUAAGUCAGGGUGUCCCAGGGCCGUGCUCUCUCAAAGGUUCAGGGGAGAACUCUUCCCGGCUCUCCCGGCUCCUGGCGGUUUUCGGCAGCCAGUGGUGUCCUGAGCUGCUGCUGGUCUCUGCUUCUGCAUGUGGCUCCUUCCUUUGUCCUCCUGGGGCCCUCUGAGAAGGACAAGAGUCAUUGGAUUUAGGGCCUGCCCUCCUCCGGUGUGGCCUCAUCUUAACUUACCUCGUUACAUCUGCAAAGACCCUGCUUCCAAAUAUGCUCACAUGCUGAGGUUCCAGGUGGACAUGGAUUUGGGGGGGAACCCGUUCAACACAGUCCAGGGCCACCAGCUUCUAGACAGUCAUGGGGACCUCAGGAGAGGAAGAUCCUGCCCAGGAAGUACAGACAGAGGAGAGGAGGGCGGGGGCCCUCAGGGGUCACAGUGGGGAGUGGAGUCCUAAAAAGGAACUGGGGGGGUGGUCACCGCUGGGCACGCAGAGGGUGUGGGGUCAGCGGGGUCAAGUGCUGUGACAGCAAGUACACGGGGAGCUGAGCUGGCCUCUGGCUUCGGGAAGAGGCGGUUCUGGGGCUGCUUAGGGGAAACCCAGGCUGCUGGGAUUUGGUUUAUAAACUUCGCAUCCCGGCCAGGGCCCCCAUGGGCCUUUCCGGUGUUGGCUUUUCGGGUGCUGUCCCCUCUCUCCAUAGGACCGGAAGCCCCUCGGGGUUCGGGACACACCCCUCAUUUUGUUCCCUGUGACACUGCCAGCCCCCAGGACAGCGCCCAUGUGUCAGACACUCAGUGCACAUGGGUGGGGUGUUUGGCCUGUCCCAGGUCCCCAGCGUUGGCAAAGGGGCACCUGUUCACCUCACUGCUGACCCCCUUCACUCUGCAUCCCCACCGCGAGGCAGCACGAAUAAGACGCCGGUGGUCUGGCCACGGAGACACGGCGCCUCGUAUCCGACAGGGCGUCCGACUGCUGCCCCUCGUCAUCAAAUGUGCUGGAAUGUCGUCGGCUGCUUUCGGGGGUGGGGGGCUCCCUGGGCCUGGGAGAGGACAGGACGGGCCAGGGGCCUGAGCAGCCGGGGUUGGAAGGGCAGGGGCAGGUCCAGACCGCAGGGCAGCUGCGCUGGCUCUGUCUCCUCCAGCAGGGGAGUCCCUGCCUCCAGACUUUGGUCCGGUUGUCAGCCCCACCUCAGGGAAAGCCCUGGAGGAAACCCCGGCUCACCAGCCCAGGGUGAGGUGUCUGGUUUGUUUUGUUUUGCUUUGUUUUGUUUGUCUCAGUCUUUAUUAGAGGCCUUUGUUACCUUUCUCACCGGUGGCUGGAGCUUGUUAUCCCCAAGCAGGUUGCUGCUUGGCCCGUGGGCGGGAGCCUCAGCGUUCCUCCUUCUCCCACACGGCCCCAGGGCCGAGCUGCCACCCCUGGGCGGGAGGAGCCUGCUGCGGGCUGUGGGAAUAGGGGCCCCCUCCGCUUCCUCGGGGUGCCCCAGAGAAGGGGCUGGUAGGGAGGAACCCCCUUCUCCCUCUUGCAGUUUUCCUUCUCUCAGGCAGAGCCAAUCUGAGCUCCCACCCCCACCAAUCUUUGGGAAGAGGGAGCCCAGGGCAGAGAGGACUUCCGGCCUCAUCUCUCUGCCUGGCCCUUCUUCCCUCACUCUCCUCACCCGACAGAAUCGCACCCUCUGUCCUUCCUUCAGUGUUGCUUCUUCCAGGAAGCCUGCCCGGCUCUCCCGGGGCCUGAGGUGGAGCCCGCCCACCCUGUCAUCGGCCCUGGCCUCCCAGAGCACGGUGGGCUUGAAGGAGCUGAAACCAGAGUGGGCCUGGUCAUCUGCCUACUUCCCUCCCAGGGCCACGCUUACUGCCCUCCCGCCUGAGCCCCCUGGCUUCUCCCUGCCCCACGGGAACCGAGGCCGGUGAGGAGCAGGGCACGGAGCUCCCGUACCGGGGGGAGCAGGAGCGGCCAGCCUGGCCAGGCGGCCUCCGGGAAGAGGUGACGUCAUGGCGUGAGAACUCAGUGACUGAGCGAGGUCAGCCCCAUGAAGAGGCAGGCUGCAGAGUUCUGGGCAGGCGGGGCAGCAAGUGCAACGGCCCUGGGGCAGGAACCAGCUCGGCAGGUCUGAGGCCGCCACAGAGGCCAGGAGGCAUGGAGCUGAGUGAGCUGUGGGUUUUGCUCCAGGUGUGUCCGCCACCAGGGAAGAAUGUGAGCUGUGGGCGGGCUUUCCCAGCGGCAGGGCCUCUCCUGCAGAGGUUGAGGGACAGGUCCCACAGCCUCCCCGCCCCUGCCGCCUUCCCCGUCCUGCAGAGGCUGGCCAGGAACCCACCCAGGAAGCACAAUGAGGAAGCAGGGUCCUGUGCACAGCUCCCUCACCUUCCCGUCCAGAGUCACCACCGUGGUGAGCAGGAGUCUCUGCCGCCUGCAGGGGUGCAGACAGUAUGCAGUGAGAUUAUGGGCUUUGGGCAAACGCAGUGCGGCUGGCCCUCCGGAUGUGGGUGUUUGCCAGGAGUCAGUGACAUUGUAGAAAGGUUAACUUGAAUGACCAAAGAAGCCAAUCUUUUCUCUCUUAUUGAAAGGAUGUGAGUGGCCACAGAAACCAGCUACGGGUCUAAAUGCCACUCUCCCUGCUGGGGUCCCACUCUGAAGACUGACAAGGCAUGCCCACCUCAGCCAGGCACUGCCAGCUAUCCCCUUCUAUAAGAUGGCACUGUGACCUACCCCUGUGUGACCAGUGAGGCUCAGAGACCUUCCCGAGCCACGA